Molecule: messenger RNA, 645 nt
Organism: Pseudopipra pipra
Lineage: Eukaryota; Metazoa; Chordata; Aves; Passeriformes; Pipridae
Product: hydrocephalus-inducing protein homolog
Exons: 5
Coding region: 1-645 (214 amino acids)
Biological process (GO): axonemal central apparatus assembly; cilium movement
Cellular component (GO): axoneme
Source: RefSeq, a predicted model, not a curated record
AUGGUUUACAGCAGAGUAUCAGCUGUGGCCCAUCCAGAUUCACCACCUUGGAUUUGCAAGAUGGUUACUCAGCUGGUGAAGGUCACCAUGGACAGCUCACCUUAUUUCAAGUUGGUCGGCCCCAAUGGUGUGUGCCAUCAGAUCCCACCGGGCUCAUUUUGCACUAUAAACAUCCUUUUCACCCCUGAGGGGAGCAAGUUACUUUUCCUGCAGGAUCAUUUCCACCAGCUUGUCUGCAGCAGUGAAAGGGAAAAGGUCUCUGUGCCAAUCCAAGCCAUUGGUGCCCGCCCAGUCUUGGACUUCCCUGACCAGCUGGACUUCUCGUCGUGUCCAGUCAACCACAGCACCCAGAAGACUCUGCUGGUUCACAACACCGGGAACCUGGAAGCCUGUUACAGCCUCAGCACUGAGAGCCCUUUCACUGUCAGCCCAGCCACGGGAACCCUCGAUGUUGGUGAAGCCAAGCAAGUGACAGUGGAAUAUCACCCGCUGCAGACCGGGCACCAUUCCACAUCCCUGGCAGUGCACUGUGACAGAGUCCUCUACCAGCACUCCCCACUGUCCCAGCCACCUGAAUUCCCCUCCAGCAGCACCGCCCCGUCCCAGCUUCACCGCAACGAAAAGUGCAGACUAGUUAGUGUUUAG